Molecule: messenger RNA, 1562 nt
Organism: Durusdinium trenchii
Lineage: Eukaryota; Dinophyceae; Suessiales; Symbiodiniaceae
Source: the annotation of a GenBank genome assembly
CUCUACGGCCCCGUCCCGGACCGCGGGUACGCGACGUGGUACGCGGUCGCCAUGGAAUGACCUCUGAAUCCUUCCGGAAGGAGGUUGCUGAGCGCUUAGAUGCUGUGGUGAAGUCGCUGGAGCCGCGCGCUUCUGUGGCCUUCCCAAGCUGUUUGUCGGCGGAGGAACGGAAGUAUGUGCACCACCUGGCGGAGCAGUUUGGCCUCAAACAUGAGUCCAAGGGCCGUGGCGAUGCGCGGUUCAUCUCGGUGAGCAAAGACCCUGGAAAGGUGCGGGAGUCACUGGCGCUAGGAGGUCCCUCGGCUGUCCUGGCCGCGGGCGGCGUUGGAGACUCUCGAACAUCCCCUGGUCGAGCACGCGGCCGAAGGCGAUAACACAGAGGUGGCGGCCGCCUCGGCGCCCUUGGUGGCCGUCUCGCCACGCUCCAUUGACCGGCUGCUCGAGAGCAGUGGCGCUUCGGGGCCUGGUGAGCCUCGUGGACCCGAGCCUGGUGGCCCUCCCCUAGGUCCUCCACCCACAGAGUUACUCCAAAUCCGGCAGGCCUUACCGGCAUGGCAGUGCCGGGAGAAGAUCUUGCAGGCGGUCCAGCAGUCGCAGGUGACAUUGGUCAUUGGCGAGACGGGCUGCGGCAAGUCCACGCAGGUGCCACAAUUCCUUCUGGAGGCGUUGCCAGGUGCAAACAUUGUGGUGACGCAGCCGCGAAGAAUUUCGGAUUUGUGGAGCUUCUUGAGGAGAGGUGGAUCGUCUUGUUGCCUGAGCAGUGGCUGGGCCGAGCCCAUGAGAGUACGCGAAGAAGUCUUUAACCAGCUUGAACAGGUUUGGAAGGAUUUCAUUGGCGUGCUUCUUAGCCGCCGCAGCACACAGUUGCAGGUCAAAAGUUACACGCCUCAGCUUCUCAUCGCGGUUGGUUGACUCAGGUACCCGCGGUGUCAGAAGUAACCGGGCAGGACAUUUUUAUCACCAAGAAUUUUUUGAAUCAUUUGUUUUCGAGAGCAUGUUAAGUUUUCAAUGGAUACUCGUCAAACCCUUUGGGUUCGCAAAGAUGGCUGGUUUGGGGAAAUGGCCCAUGGCUCUAAGUGUAUGAGACCUUUGACGUUGUGGAAUCAAGAAGUGAGGGCUGAACCCAUCAUACUCCCCAAAGAGCCAGCGAAGAGGGUGAGAUACAGCAUCUAGGGAUAGGAUGAUAGGGCACCUCUGGACUCCAGGCAAGCGCAUGGUGGUGAACAGCGACGAUUUCUUCAGACUCGGAGGAUUUUCACAUUCGAUCGAAAGCUGAGGCCUUGUCCUUGGCUCAUCGGGUUGCACAGGAGCGAGGGGAGACAGUGGGAGAUGUGGUAGGCUAUUCCGUUCACUUGGAGCAUCAACGCUCGGCCCGGACGCGGCUGCACUUCUGCACGGCGGGCGUCUUCCGGCGCCGAGUGCUGGAAGACCCGGAGCUGACGAAGGUGACUCACUUGGUCAUGGACGAGCUCCAUGAGAGAGACAAGGUGCUCCCCCAGCCUGUGGCCUUGGCCGUGUGUUGCGUGAUGCGAUGGGGAGAGUCUGUAGGGUCGUGACGGUGC